GAGCUGAAGUGGGGUGUCUGGUGGAAAACAUGGCGCUGGAUCUGGCUCCUAAAUAUCUGGACCUAGGGCUCCACCUGCCGAGAGGAAACACGCAGGGGUUCCCAAAGUUUCCCAGCGGGGACGGGUUCCGCCCGUUGAUUAUUAAGACCCCACCCACACAACGCGGACUCGGUCUCAUUCAAACAGCUGCAACGCGACAUAUGGCUGUGCGUGAUUUUCGAUUUGGCUCGGGGUGCAUGGAAACCGUUUUGAUUCGCCUCUGGUCGUUGACGUAUUUUGAGCUAAUGAAAUAGAACAAAGGAGUAUUUAAUUAUUAUAUGCGCGGAAACCAUUAAACGACGUGUUACGGCCGUAGCUUAAGACCCAUAAAAUGAAUAUCACAAUUCAUCUUAAAACAGGAGUCUGCUGGAAAACCAGGCCAGUAAAACCUUAAACGAAAGCUGGAAUUUAAACAUAAAAAUAUGUUUUUCCGCUGCGUGCGAGCGCUGAAACCCAGCGUUCACCGUCCUCGCCGGUGAACUUCAGUACUGGUCCUAUCAUCUCUCAUUGGGUGAACUGGCACGGGCGCCGUCUAGUCAGCGGGCCUCGCUGAAACGCAUUACGGGAUUACCUCAGGCUACGUGGUCGGGGAUGAGCCGCGUGCGCCUCAAGAUCAGAGGGUGACAUGCGCACUGCGCGGCGCUCUCACCAGGCGCGGACGCGGCGCCCGGGAAUAAGAAAGCGCUCCGGCUGCUUCUUGGCGCCUGCCCGUCGUUCAGGGGGGCCUGUUAUGACUCGUCCCGCCGGCAAAGACACACUCGCGGUCUUCGGUGGAGGUUCAUUCGCCCUGCGCACCGGAUGCGCCGCCGUUGACGCUCAGCGGGGACCUGUUGAUCGUGCGCCGGCGCUGCGAUGGAGGUGCCGAACGGAGAAGAAUGACGCGUGACUAGGUCAAAAGGUCACGGCAACGAUUCAUCUGAGCUCCCUGUCAGACGGCGAUGGAAAUCAUGGACACGCAGCGUGCGCUGGAGGCCGUGGAGCGGCUGCAGGCCAAGCUGCGGGAGCGAGGGGAGGCCCCGGCGCGGGAGAAGCUGUCGCUGCUGAGGACCGUGCUGCAGAGCCCCCUGUUCCACCACAUCCUCAGCCUGCAGCAGGCGCAGCGGAAGCCCCCGGUCAAGGGGAAAGGCCUUUCCAAGUCCGUGUCCAUGAACUGCGGCCCCUGCCUGGGAAUGGCCCUGGGUCUGAAGGCGCUGAGCCACAGUGACUCCUACACGUGGGCCAUGGAGAACCACGGCUCCAGUAUUUCCAGGUCCUUGAACAGAGACGGCAGCGCCUCCUCUCUGGGCUCGCAGGAUCUGUGCUUCUCCGACAGCUACCCAGACAGCUGCAUUCACACCGAGUCGCAGUACUGCACUCCCCCUCGAAUCACUCGCACCAUGUCCAUGGGGAGGAACCUGUCCGCUAUUGCUCACGAGAGGCGCCACGUGGAGAUGAUAGAGCUGAGCAACGACGGGAAGGGGCUCGGCUUUGGCAUCAUCGGAGGCCGGAGCACCGGAGUCAUGGUCAAGACCAUCCUCCCCGGAGGCGCCGCCGGGCGGGACAAACGCCUGCGUAGCGGCGAUCAGAUUCUGCGCAUCGGAGAUACAGACCUGGCUGGAAUGAACAGCGAGCAGGUGGCACAGGUGCUGCGCAACGCUGGUAGCAGGGUGAAGCUGCUCAUCGCCAGGGAAGUCACCAAGGACAACCACCUCUCCUCCCCCGCGCUCCACCAGGACGGCAGCGACGGGAAGCUCGACGACUUGAACGAUGACUAUGAGUUCAGCGUGCAGUUCACUAAAAACAGCCGUGGCCUGGGGUUCACCAUCUCCAGCUACAUAGGAGACUUGAACUCUGUCUACAGCGCCGGCGUCGUAGUGAAGAGCAUCGUGAGGGGCAGCAGCGUCGAUCAGGACGGCCGCAUUCACAUCGGCGACAUCGUUCUCUCCGUGGACGGCGUGAGUCUGCAGGGCUGCAGCGAGCAGAGGGCCAUGGAGGUGCUGAGGAGAACCGGGUCCCUGGUCCGACUCCGGCUGCUGAGGAAGGCCGUGCGUCUCAGCCACAUCCUGCCGCCGGUUCCGCCGCUGCAGCCGCUGCGGCACUCCCACAGCUUCCACGAGGGCAAUCCGUACAAAGUGUCCCUGAACAAGAUUCAAGAGACAGGAAUCUGCUCCCUGCGCGAAAUCUCUCGACGGGCGGCGUGCGCCCACAGACGUCCCUGGCGCGAUUCCAGAAAUGGUGUAAAACUGACACCAGCUGAGGAGGAAGAUCUGAGGAAGAGGUGGCAGCAUGCAGUUGGCCCCCGAUAUGAAGUCAUAGUGUGUCAGCUGGAGCGUUUCAGCGAGACCAGCGGCCUUGGCAUCAGUCUGGAGGCUCGGGCCGGACAUCACUACCUCUGCUCUGUCUUACCUGAGGGGCCCGUCGGACAAAGUGGCCAGAUCUUCACCGGGGACCAGGUGUUGGAGGUGAAUGGCACCCCUCUCAUUGGAGAGUCGCAUAAGGAGGUGGUGAACAUACUGAAGGAGCUGCCGGUGCACGUCUGCCUGGUGUGCUGCCACAUCGUCCCCCCGUCAGUGCUCGACAGCGAUGAGGAAGACGACGACGAGGCCGGCCUCACCCUCAAGGAGCUGCUGGCUGAGUUCAACGACAAGUUGGACCAGGGCUGUGUCAUUCCCUGCCCUACGGCGGAGGACAUCACCAAGCGCGGCGUGCCCCCCAUGUCGCCUCCUCUGGCCAUGUGGGAGAAGGAGGCUCAGGCGGUGGAGCUGGAGAAGGGCGAGUCGGGCCUGGGCUUCAGCAUCCUGGACUACCAGGAUCCAGAGGACGCCACUAAGACGGUUCUGGUGAUCCGGUCCUUAGUGCCUGGAGGUGUCGCGGACCGAGACGGCCGCCUGCUCCCCGGGGACCGACUCAUGUUUGUUAACGAAACCGACCUGGAGGGUUCCAGCCUGGAUUACGCCAUCCACGUCCUGAAGUCCACCGGCUACGGCCCCGUCCACAUCGGCGUUGCCAAACCUCUGCCGCUGGAACUGUGCGGCGGCCUGACGCCCAUCUCGGAGCGGAGCACCCGGGCCUCCUGCGACGACAAUGACAGCCACACUCAGGUCAGCCUGCUAGCGGAGGCGGCCGAUGCUAACAGGGUCGUCCAGCCGUGUCACACCAGGACGGACAACCAGCUGCGCAGCCGCUUCAGCAUCAUGGAGGAUGACGUCAGGCCACGGGCCCCGCCUCUGCCCGCCCGCACCAGCUUCGAGAGGACAAUCACUGUUGUCCGGGGCAACCGUAGCCUUGGGAUGUCGGUGAGUGCUAUCAAGGACGGCUCAGGCAUGCUGGUGCGCAGCGUGGUCCAGGGGGGCUCUGUGAGUCAGGAUGGCAGGCUGGGGGUGGGGGACGCCAUCUUGGCCAUCGACGGAGAGCCCGCCUCCAACCUGAGCAACGCCAGGGCCCGGGCCAUGCUCCGCAGACACUCUGUGCUGGGGCCAGAGAUGAGCGUCACCUAUGUCCCAGCACAUCUGGUGGACGAGCACCGCGCUCGCGUCUCUCUGCCUCCUCUGGCGUCCGUGGAAGCGGCCAGUGCCUCCCCCUCGCCCACUCCACCCACCCCCUCUCCAGAACCUCCGUCGGGCCCGGCCAGGUCUCCCGGUCCGGUCAGAGCCGCAGCUCCGGCUCCGUCGUCAUCCACCCUUAAACCGCCCGCAUUUCCAGCUGCAGCUCCAGAUGGGGCCGCGUCGCCCUGUGCUCCAUUCAAAGGACCACCCGCGGUCUCCAGCGCCCCCCCUGCCCCCGACAUAAGUUGGAAGAUUCCUAAAUAUCUACCUCAAAAGUACAUGGGAGGAAGGAAAGAAGCCGGCAGCGAGGAGAUGAAGAAGGACAAGAUUAGCGCAGAUUUGAAAGUGCCGAAGCUGGAGGUGGAGAUAAAGGUGGACGGCAAAGAGGAGGGGAGUGAAGAGCGUCUCCCUCCGGCCGCUGUGUUGUGGGAUCAGCCCAGAAGUGUGCUGCUGACUCGAGCUCCGGGACAGUCUCUGGGACUCAGCAUAAUGGGAGGCAGAGGCAUGGGCCGGAGACUGAGCACUGGAGAGAUGAUGAGGGGAGUCUUCAUCAAGCACAUCAGCCCUGACAGCCCGGCAGCGCAUAAUGGCACCCUUCGGGCUGGAGACAGGAUACUAGAGGUGUGUGGCGUGGACCUCAGAGAUGCCAGCCACGAACAGGCAGUGGAGGCCAUCCGCACCGCUGGAGACUCCCUGGUCUUCCUGGUUCAGACAGGAAACCCUGGUCCUCAGUGUCCUCUGCUCACCAACCAUGGGAGGCUGACUCCAUCCCCAACACCGCAGCCCAGCGCACACGGCAGCAAGGACGCAGAGACCCUCAGUGGUCUGUUCCUCUCCCCCACCAACCCCUUCACUCCCACUCCCUUUAAGGUGCCGUCGCCAAAGCUCGAGAGGAAAGGCCGGAGGAGCCCCGCGACCGCCCCGACGCCGGUCACAGCAGGAGGCGAGGACGCGGGCGACGCGGGCCGGAGUAAGAUGCUCCAGCGCUACGGCAGCCUGUCCGGGAAGCUCCACAUGAUCGAGCUGGAGAAGGACCCCGCCGUUCCCGGCCUGGGCAUCAGUCUCACCGGCAACAAGGAUGGCUCCAGGGCACGGAUGAGCGUCUGUGUGGCAGAUAUAGAUCCGCAAGGGCCUGCCGGUUUGGAUGGGAGGAUACGGCCUGGAGACGAGCUACUGGAGAUCAAUGGGCAAAUCUUAUACGGCCGCAGCCACCACAACGCCUCCGCCAUCAUUAAUAAUGCUCCGUCCCGAGUCAAGAUCAUCCUCAUCAGGAACGGUGCGGCCCUGGGUCACAUGGCGCAGCGCGAGGACCCCGACCCCCAGAGAGACUCUGCAGAGCAGCGUAUCGUCCUACCGCAGGACGGCGUCGGCCUCGGCCUCCUGCUGGCGGACGGCGGCUGCAAGGGUCAAGCGGUGGUCAGGUCUGUGACGCCGCACGGCACGGCCAGUAAGGACGGCACAAUGAAGGUUGGAGACCGAAUUGUGGGAGUGGCCGACGAACCCGCGGCCGGACUCUCGGCGGACAAGGUGUCCCCUUUGAUUCUCAAGCAUCAAGUCACUGUCAAACACUCCGUCGGCCGGUCCAAGACUCUCCCCGCCUCCCCUCCGACUCUGCCUCGUCCUCCCGCUCCCCCUCAAACCCUCCCUGCUGCCUCCCCCUCCUCCCCCCUCACCGUGCAGACCUCUCCCCCGGGAGGCCCUGAUUGGUUGGCAGACGCACCCACAGCUUGGGACUAUCUGAGCUGCCCGAUAGCCGUCGGCGGAGAAACGACCAUAGAGAUCCGUAAAGAAAACAUAGGACUGGGCCUCAGCAUCGUAGGAGGAUGUGACACUCUGCUGGGGGCAGUAAUAAUACACGAAGUAAAUGAUGGCGGAGCUGCUCAAAGAGAUGGAAGACUACAGGCUGGAGACCAGAUAUUAGAGGUUAACGGCAUAAACCUGCGGCAGGCCACUCACGACGAAGCUAUCGGCGUGCUGCGUCUCACCACCCAGCGCGUCCGCCUCUGUGUCUUCAGGCACCAGGACGCCUACCGGGAGGAGGACCUGUGGGACGUCUUCACCCUGGAGCUCAGACCUCGUCCCGGAGAGGGCCUGGGCUUCGCCACCGUGGGCAAAAGUAAUGACACGGGCAUCUUUGUGUCGGACAUCGUCAGAGGAGGCGUGGUGGAUUCAGACGGAAGGUUGUUGCUAGGUGACCAGAUCCUGUCCAUCAACGGGGAGGACGUCCGGGCGGCAUCACAGGAACAUGCACAGAAACUUUUGCAGAGCUGCAGCGGAGCCGUCCACCUGGAGGUGGCUCGUUUUAAAGCCGGGGUGCAGUGCUCACAGCGGAGCCAGGUAACAUCAGCAACUAUAAACCCAGCUCAUUUGUGUACAGUAAGUGAAGACUCUGACUGUUCCACCCUGACCCCCUUAAGCGGAUGUGAUGCCUCUCAUGGCCACCAGGCGGAGACAGACCACAGAACUGGGAGCUACACAUUUCAAGACAACCCCGACAUUAGAAAAGUAGUCAUAAAUAAGGGUCCAUGUGACUCCCUGGGCAUCAGUGUAGCAGGAGGAGUGGGUAGUCCCCAUGGCAACGUGCCUCUUUUUAUAGCUGCCAUGGAUACCAAUGGACUGGCUGCCAAAACACAGCAAUUACAGGCGGGAGACAGGAUCCUUAGCGUUAACGGCGUGCUGACGGAGGGAAUGACGCACGCCGAGGCCGGCGUGCUGCUGACCAGCGCCAGCGGCAGCGUCAGCCUGAGGGUGGCGUCCGGUUCUGGUCCGCAGGAGCACGAGCAGGCGCCGGAGCCGCCCUGCAGCCUGCCCUGCUUCCACAACAACCUGUGCGCUCGCAUGUACAAGACCGUCACCCUGGACAGAGGCUCCUCAGGCCUGGGCUUCAGCAUCGUGGGAGGCUUCGGCAGCCCCCACGGAGACCUGCCCAUCUAUAUCAAAACCGUCUUCAGCAAGGGCGCAGCCGUGGAGGACGGCCGGCUGAAGCCCGGAGACCAGAUCAUCGCCGUGAACGGACACUGCCUGGAGGGCGUGACCCACGCCGAGGCCGUGGAGGUUCUGAAGAGGACCCGGGGAACCGUGGUCCUCACCGUGCUCUCCUGAGCCACGGCCUGCUGGGACCCGCACCAGUGUCCCGUAGUCCGACUGAUUCAUAGAGACGAUUUAGUUUAGUCCCACUUGCAGAUACAGGAUAAACUCACACGCGAUAUUAGGUCUGAAGGUGGAACCUCUUCACAGUCUGCUGGUUCUUCAUCCGUCUCACACCCUGACCCUCCACAUGCCAAGUGCUUCUGCCAAUCUUCCGUGUGGCAAUCAGCUUUUCAGGACGUCAUCUCGACUUUGCUCCCUCGUUGUUAGAGUCUAAUGGUUAAAUGGGUAAAUGUGUCAUGCUUGUGUUAGUGUUUAGGGCGUUGCAUUAUAUGUAUUGCCACCUGCUUCAAUGUGCUGUCUUAUGUUAAACAGGUAAACUUAAAGGAACGAGCCCACAUCUGUCAAAGCAGCUGCUAUCACCAGUUACUUCAGCUUCGUGAUUGAUUGAUUUAAUUUAUGGCUGUUUUCAUUAUCUCAGUAGCAAUAAAUUAUGUGCAUUUCUUAUUUUAUUUAGAAACCUUCUCCUGUUUUAUAUGACUUUAUUUAUACUGUGACAUUGAUGUUUCGUUCGUUUCUUUCACGGUACAGUAUGUGAGUAGUCCUCAGAGCCGCUCUGGCCUUGUGUGACGUGUACAACUGAAUGUACUGUGAGUGAUCUGAUUAAAUUUCCAUUUAUUAGA
Molecule: messenger RNA, 7333 nt
Organism: Betta splendens (Siamese fighting fish)
Lineage: Eukaryota; Metazoa; Chordata; Actinopteri; Anabantiformes; Osphronemidae
Product: multiple PDZ domain protein
Exons: 44
Coding region: 978-6665 (1895 amino acids)
Molecular function (GO): protein binding
Source: RefSeq, a predicted model, not a curated record